This is a messenger RNA of Oppiella nova, 365 nucleotides long. The record is from the annotation of a GenBank genome assembly. NCBI's taxonomy places the organism in Eukaryota, Metazoa, Arthropoda, Arachnida, Sarcoptiformes, Oppiidae.
AGGUCGGCGCCGCCGGAAGGAAAAGUCGAUUACUGUUAGCGAUGUCUACGGCCGCAGAAUUUAGAGACCAUUUAACCGCUUUUAGUGAAUUAUACGCCUCUUUGGAAGAAAAGGGUCCGCCCAAUCCAGACAACCUUCCAGAAGAUGGAAAACUCAAGUCUGAAGUGAUGGUCAAAGAUAACCGAAGAUAUUAUUUGGACCUCAAGGAGAACAAUAGGGGAAGAUUUCUUCGCGUUAGUACUCCUCUGUCACGUGUCUUGCCUGAAAAACUGACCCCAUUUUGCUAUUGUCUUGACCACAGGUGUCGCAAACCAUCUCAAGAGGAGGUCCGCGAUCGCAGAUUGCGAUACCCGCGCAGGGGAUGA